Schistosoma bovis is the source of this 306-nucleotide messenger RNA. The record is from the annotation of a GenBank genome assembly. NCBI's taxonomy places the organism in Eukaryota, Metazoa, Platyhelminthes, Trematoda, Strigeidida, Schistosomatidae.
AUGUGUCUAUGUUUAAAAAAAGAAUGCAGAAAAUUUAAUCAGCAGGAGAAUAAAGAAUAUGGAAUAGGAAAUAUAUUCAGUGCUGUAGUUAACACUACUACUACUACUACUACUACUACUACUACUACUACUACUACUACUACUACUACUACUACUACUACUACUACUACUACUACUACUACUACUACUACUACUACUACUACUACUACUACUACUACUACUACUAAGAAUCUUUAUACUAUUAUCGAUAUUAAUAUGAAUAUCAAUAUUAUUAAUGCUCCUAAUAUUAUUACUAAGUGUUACUGA